Messenger RNA from Lycium ferocissimum, 1579 nucleotides. RefSeq names its product tRNA (guanine-N(7)-)-methyltransferase. NCBI's taxonomy places the organism in Eukaryota, Viridiplantae, Streptophyta, Magnoliopsida, Solanales, Solanaceae. Gene Ontology annotation, cellular component: tRNA methyltransferase complex. Gene Ontology annotation, molecular function: tRNA (guanine(46)-N7)-methyltransferase activity. The record is from RefSeq and is a predicted model, not a curated record. Gene Ontology annotation, biological process: RNA (guanine-N7)-methylation; tRNA methylation.
UAUUUUUGAGUUUCUGACAUUUGUUGGAUUUUGAAAUCAUUCUAAAACAUAAACUUCUAAUCUAAGAAAGUUCAAAUUUUUAGUUCAUAUUGUGAGACCCAUAUUAUUAAAAAAGAGAGGUAGACAUAUAGUUUGGUGUAUAGAAUAUGCUAAUGCAGUUUUAUACGUUAUAAAGGUUCAGCAAAGUAAAAAAUUAAAAAAAAAAAGAGAUCAAAAUCAGCAAGUUAAUGAUUAUUACAGUAAGUGCUUGAAUUAGAGGCAAAUCAUUCUUGAAAUUUUAUUAUAUACUGUUUUGGAGAUAAUUACUCAUCAGAUGUAUCAAAAAUGAAUGUUAUGUUUUAAGAUUCUUGGAAGUUUAGUGCUCAUGUUCUUUUGUAAUUGCUAUGUUAUGCAGUUGGAAGGAAAAACUAAAAGAAAUUAAGGAAACGAGGAUGGGUGAAAAUUCUACACACAACAAGAGAACUGGUCUGCCCAGAAAACGAUUUUAUCGAGCACGUGCUCAUAGUAAUCCAUUAAGUGAUUCGCAUUUUCCAAUUCCUAUUUCCCCUGCUGGGGUUGAUUAUUCCCUACAUUACCCUGAAAUGGUUAAAGUAUAUCCUUCCAAAAAGAUCCAGUUUGCUGAUGUUGGUUGUGGAUUUGGAGGCCUUUUAAUAUCCCUUGCACCCCUUUUCCCUGAUACACUUAUGGUCGGAAUGGAGCUACGAGACAAGGUGACAGAGUAUGUGAAGGAGCGAAUUUUGGGUUUGAGGACGACUAAUCCUGGUCAAUACCAGAAUAUUUCGGUGGUACGGACCAAUUCAAUGAAGUACAUUCCGAAUUACUUUGGGAAAGGACAGCUUCAAAAGAUGUUUUGCUUGUUUCCGGACCCCCAUUUCAAAGAGAAGAAUCAUCGUCGACGAGUUAUUAGUCCAUUCUUGCUAGACGAGUAUGCAUAUGUGCUUGCUGUUGGUGGAAUUAUAUACACAAUAACGGAUGUCGAGGAGCUUGGUGAAUGGAUGAAAUCCUGUUUGGAAGAACAUCCGAUGUUUGACCAACUUGAAGCUGAUCAGGUUGUAAAGCUCCUCAGUAGUGCAACAGAAGGACAAAAGGUAGCACGCAACAAUGGACAAACAUUUCGAGCUGUUUAUAGACGAAUUGCAACUUGCUGAGUUAUCAUGGUCAAAUUCUAGGGGAUUUUUGUAACUUUCUUCGCUUCGAGUCUUCAUACCUGUCUGAUUGUAAGAGAUGAUAUUGAUGUCUUCUUUUGUUGAGUCAACAGAAGUGCGGUCUGUGCAACUAAUUAUAGGUACUUUGUGACAGAUUAUGAAGAUUAAUCACGAUUCUGCCAUUUUUUCUUAAUUUUGAUUGUUCCAUUCCUGAGAAGGCAGUUAGUUUUGGUUUAUUUUAGUUUCUUACAAUGGAUUCCUUGUUGCUGGAUAUGCUGAGUUGAUAGCUACACAACUGCACAAGAAUGUUUGCUGUUUGUGCAUUGUCAUCAAGAAUUUUGAUAGAAUGAGAUAAUUUGAAUGAGCAGACUGUUGUAUUGUUGACAAAAUAUUAGCUGUAGUAGAUCAAGUAGGCACUUAUAUUGAGCUUCAAA